Anneissia japonica is the source of this 1460-nucleotide messenger RNA. Its product is annotated as zinc finger protein 93-like. Lineage: Eukaryota; Metazoa; Echinodermata; Crinoidea; Comatulida; Comatulidae. Gene Ontology annotation, cellular component: nucleus. Gene Ontology annotation, molecular function: RNA polymerase II cis-regulatory region sequence-specific DNA binding; DNA-binding transcription activator activity, RNA polymerase II-specific. Gene Ontology annotation, biological process: regulation of transcription by RNA polymerase II. The transcript has 2 exons. The annotation marks the transcript as partial. The record is from RefSeq and is a predicted model, not a curated record.
UCGCAGCUCCGAUGAAUCUAGCUGAGGGCCAUUUGUAUCCUGAAAUCGUAUUUGAAACUCCAUUGGCGUUUCAUACUAAAUUGAAGCGUAGAAGAAAGAUGUGCCCUGCCCAUCAGUCGUCAGUCGACGAAAACGGAAGUCUUCAACAGUAUGCAGUGAAUAAGAAAACAAUUUAAUUUUUACAACAUAGGAUGUAGCCGUUUAAGACCAAAAUGGAAGAUAACAAGGAAGAGAUGGAAUAUAAAUGUGAACAUAGUGGUGAACAUGUUGAUUUAAUUACUUUGAGGACUCAUUUGGGAAUUAAGAUGGAGGAGGUAGAAUUUGAACAAUGUGAUUAUAUUCAAGAGCCAUUUGGUCACUCAAGUAAUUUAAGAGAUUUGAUAGAUACAAAGAAAAUAUUCCAUGAAUGUGAAUAUUGCAGAAAAGUAUUUGAAAGUGACAGUAUUUUAAAAUGUCAUUUGAGGAUACAUAGAGAAGAGAGACCAUAUGAGUGUGAAUACUGCGGAACGAAGUUUAAAAACAACAGCAGUUUAAGAAGUCAUUUGAGGACGCAUACAGAAAACAGAACAUACGAGUGUGAACACUGCGGAAAGAAAUUUAUACACAACAGCAGUUUAAAAAGUCAUUUGAGGAUGCAUACAGAAGAGAGACCAUAUGAGUGUGAACACUGUGGAAAGAAAUAUAAAAGCAAUAGCAAUUUAACAAGUCAUUUGGAGAUGCAUACAGGAGGUAAAGCAUAUGAAUGUGAACACUGUGGGAAGAAAUUUAACACCAUCAGCAGUUUAAAAAGCCAUUUAGUGAUACAUACAGAAGAGAGACCAUAUGUAUGUGAAAACUGUGGGAAGACAUUUAAAAGAAAUAACACUUUAAAAAGUCAUUUAAAGAUACAUACAGGAGAGAGACCAAAUGGAUGUGAACACUGUGGAAAGAAAUUUAAGGAUAAUAACAGUUUAAAAAAACAUUUGUUUAUUCAUACAGGAGAGAGACCAUAUGAAUGCGAACACUGUGGAAAGAAAUUUAAAAACAACAGCAGUUUAAGGUGUCAUUUAAGGAUGCAUACAGAAAACAGAACAUAUGAGUGUGAACACUGUGGAAAGAAAUUUAUAAACAACAGCAGUUUAAAAAGUCAUUUGAGGAUGCAUACAGAGGAGAGACCAUAUGAGUGUGAACACUGUGGAAAUAAAUUUAAAAGGAAUAGCAAUUUAUCAAGUCAUUUGGAGAUGCAUACAGGAGGGAAACCAUAUGAAUGUGAACACUGUGGGAAGAAAUUUAACACUAACGGCAGUUUAAAAAGCCAUUUAGUGAUACAUACAGAAGAGAAACCAUAUGAAUGUGAACACUGUGGGAUGAAAUUUAAAAGAAAUUACUCUUUAAGAAGUCAUUUAAGGAUACAUACAGGAGAGACACCAUAUGAAUGUGAACACUGCGGAAAAAAAUUUAAAGAUAAUAACAGUUUAAAA